AUGGCCGCGUCCGGCUUUCUCCCUCAUUCGCAAUCGCAAUCCUUUAGAUCCACAGCCGCGUCCACUCAGUCGCCAUAUCCGCUAUCUAUCGGUGCUAUUCACCAUUUCGAACGCGAUGCGACUACUAAAUCCGUCGGCAUGCCGUUCGGCGCAACUUCCUCUCCUGUCUCGUCCAUAUUGAUUCGCCGCUUGCCAGCCGGUACCACCGAAGAAAAGCUCAGCUUGAUGCUUCUCUUCUCGCAGGAGUUAGUUGACAUCGAAAUGCUUCCCGCAGAGCAAUCAGAAGAUCUAGGUUUUCGGUCUGCGAUUGUGAGAUUUAAGACGCCUACUGGAGCACAGCAGGCUAAGGAUAUGCUACACGGCAAGUCUAUAAGCUCGAACGACGUCGAUUUAAUUGUCGAGAUUGUGUCAGGUAGUCCUACCGCAUCUAGAAGAUACCCGAUUGAUGGUGCGAUCUCUGCCCCAUCUAGCGCCCCCUCCUCGACGACAUCUUCCGGCCAAGCCUCGCGUCAGUCAUCCAGAUUUAACGGUCCGUUUCAGUCUAUGGAUAACAUAUCACCACCCAUGAAUGGUAUAUACGGGGGCAACGAAUUACCGAACCCUGAGUCCAGUGCGCAUUACCAAAGCCUCUUCUCGCCGCAGUCGCCAAUCGGUAAUCACCUUACAGAACGCACGCGCAUCUCAGGCAAGACUCUUAUUAAUCACGAUGUUGCAGAGGACGACGAGACGCGCGAGCUCCUGAAAGAUCCGGUUGCUUAUGCUGAGAAUGGUGCAACGCAGCAACGAAGAGCUACGGCACCGCAACUACCUAUUGGUCGCAUGGCUAACUUAUCUCUGAAUACGGCAACAAGUGGCCCGACGUCUCUAUCGCAAUAUGGUCAUCCGAACAUGACUCCUUUGUCCGCGCACGGCAAUACUAUGUCUCCAACAGUCAUGAAUAGUGCGAGUCACUCAAUGAACUAUCAGAUGGGUAAUCAGCACUACCAGCGCCACAGCAACUUUCCGCCUGUGAAUCCUGCUGACCAGAACCCACCAUGCAAUACACUCUAUGUUGGUAAUCUUCCGAUUGAUACAUCUGAGGAAGAACUUAAAGCUAUGUUCUCUAAGCAACGGGGCUACAAGCGUCUUUGUUUCCGGACUAAGCAGAACGGCCCGAUGUGCUUUGUUGAAUUUGAAGAUGUAUCGUUUGCCACCAAGGCUCUACACGAAUUGUACGGUACACCACUCCAUAAUAGCAUCAAAGGAGGGAUUCGUCUUAGCUUCUCCAAGAAUCCCUUAGGGGUACGUUCUGGUCAGUCCCCAGGGCAGAAUAGUCCUAGUUCUUUAGCGGGUAUGAACGGGAUGAUGACGGGUCCCGGAAACGGCUUUACCAGUGCUAAUGGUCCUCCGCCGGGUCUUGCGGCCCCUCCUGGCCUAAACCGCACUGCUUACAAUGGCGGAUCAACGACCCCUAGUAGCACGAGCACGCCGUAUUCUUCGGCAACCUUCCCUAAUACAAACGGCAAUGUGUGGAAUAGCUCACUAUAUAGCGGACCGCUGUCGGCUGGUGGUGGUUCUUCUGCGGUCAACGGAACCCCAUCGACAUUCCCACCUUAUAUGAUGGGGCGAUAA
Daldinia childiae is the source of this 1611-nucleotide messenger RNA. Its product is annotated as Cell wall integrity protein scw1. The transcript has a single exon. The record is from RefSeq and is a predicted model, not a curated record. Gene Ontology annotation, molecular function: mRNA binding. Lineage: Eukaryota; Fungi; Ascomycota; Sordariomycetes; Xylariales; Hypoxylaceae. The coding region runs from base 1 to 1611 and encodes 536 amino acids.